Osmia bicornis bicornis is the source of this 2109-nucleotide messenger RNA. Its product is annotated as tRNA (guanine(37)-N1)-methyltransferase-like. Lineage: Eukaryota; Metazoa; Arthropoda; Insecta; Hymenoptera; Megachilidae. The transcript has 7 exons. Gene Ontology annotation, molecular function: FMN adenylyltransferase activity. Gene Ontology annotation, biological process: mitochondrial tRNA methylation; tRNA N1-guanine methylation; FAD biosynthetic process. The record is from RefSeq and is a predicted model, not a curated record. Bases 186 to 1781 code for a protein of 531 amino acids. Gene Ontology annotation, cellular component: mitochondrial matrix; cytoplasm.
UAUAUAUGUAGUUUGAUUCACGUAUUGUAUGACACGUUUGAGAAUCAAACGUGUGUUGUUAACCUCAUCAUAUGUAAUACUUUUUUCAAUCUGGAUAGGAAACAAUUUUGAUUCAACAAAAAGACAAGAAGUAUAAAGGGUAUUGCAUUUAUGGACAAUAUAUAAUCUUAUACAUGUAUAUAUAAAUGGGUGAAAGUCGUUGGUUAAUUACAUUAGCCAAGAGAUGUUUUUGGGCUCAGUAUCGUUUUUACACUAGUACAAUGACUUCUUUGCUGGUUCCUCCGGAAUCAGUACGAGGAAUGACAUGUUUGAAUCGUGCAGCGUUUGAAACCACUGUGGAAUUGCCAUAUUUAAGAUAUCGAAAAUCAUUGAUAAUGGAGAUCAUCGAAACUGCAGCCUUAAUUGUAAUAGGAGAUGAAAUUUUGCGUGGACAGAUUGUAGAUACAAACACAUCAUAUUUGGCAAAACGUUUACGAGCUUCUGGUAUUAAGCUUCAGAAAGUAACUGUGAUCCCUGAUAUAGUAGAUGAAAUUGCUAAGACUGUACGCGAUGCUUCCAAACAAUAUUCUGUUGUAUUUACGUCUGGUGGUGUUGGACCUACGCACGAUGAUGUAACAUACAAAUCUAUAGCUAAAGCUUUGGAAUUAAAACUUGAACCUCAUGAAGAAUUAAUUGAUAUUUGUGCAAAUCUCUUUCCAAAUGAAAAAGAAGCCGGCCGUCUUACUAUUGUACCAAGGCCUUGUGAACUUAUUUAUGUUUAUUCAUCAAACAAAUAUGCUGUUGUAAAAGCAAAGAACGUAUACAUAUUACCAGGUUCUCCAAAAUAUUUUGAACUUGCUGUUGAGGUGAUCGUGCCACAAUUAAGAGGGCGUACCCCUUUGCAUUUCGAACAGAUAGACAUUAAUUUAAAUGAAUUGUCAAUAGUAAAUAUAUUGGAUGAACAAGCAGAACAUUGGAAAGAAAAAGUGAACAUUGGAAGUUAUCCGCAACCAGCACCUGAAUGCUUUACAAGAAUUACAUUAGAAGGAAAAAAGGAGGAUGUCUUAGCAGCGAAAGCAGAACUUUUAUAUAAAUUACCAAUCCAAAAAAUUCUAAAUUUGAAUAGUGGGUUUAGCCCAUAUCAUGCGAGAAUGGUUUUUGAAGAUGCUGAAAAUCAACCACAUAUAUAUAGCGCUUUGGAAGUCUUACAAGAUUGUUACAAAUUGUUUAAACCAGAAGAAAUUUUUAUAAGUUUCAAUGGUGGAAAAGAUUGUACAGUAGUUUUGCACCUGGCAGCUUGUGUAGCAAAAUUACAAAACAUUUCAUCAUUGUUAUGUCUAUAUGUAACAGCUGAGCCGUUUCCCGAGGUGGAUUAUUUUGUAGAGAAAGCUGCUCAGUAUUAUAAUUUAGAAUUGAUCAAGAAGAAAUCACCAAUGCAGGAAGCAUUGCGUUCGCUGUUAAAUACACGAACAAAUUUAAAAGCAAGUCUAAUGGGAAUGAGAAAAGGCGAUCCUGGUUCUGAAAAUGUAGAGGCUUUUACACCAACCGAUCCAAAUUGGCCAAAAUUAAUUCGUGUAAAUCCAAUUUUAAACUGGUCGUAUGAUCAGGUUUGGAAAUUUUUAUUGAAGCACAAUGUACCUUAUUGUCCGCUGUAUGACGAAGGAUAUACUAGUUUGGGAACGAAAUCAACUACAGUACCAAAUCCAAGAUUACAAGAUCCUAACAAUUCGUCAUCGUAUCUUCCAGCAUAUACUCUAACCGAUGAAUCCGCUGAAAGGCAAGGCAGAGUAAUAAGUGAAUAAAAAUAUAGACAAAAUUUUACAGUAUUUGCAAAUAUUAUGUUACUAGGAAAAAGACAAAACUGUUUUAGUAUAUUAUAUGUACACACACAUACACACGCCACACGCACACAUAUCUAUACAUAUAACAUUUCUAAAUUAAGUAUUUUACGUUUAUAACUAUAGCCAUUGAAUUUUGCUGAAGUAAAAUUAUUAUUGAAGAAAGUAUUAGUAGUACAAUAAUGAAAAAAUGUAUACUGUUAAUUUAAGAUUAUUGUUGUUUUUUUUUUUUGUUUGUUAUAAAUGUAUAAGUAUGAGAAAAAUUAAAGGUGGGUCAUGUUGAAAUAUCAAA